GCAUUUUGCAAGCUUGAUCAUCUAUAACAAGAAGAGGUUGUUGGGAAAGCUGAAGCGAAGAAUCUGUGUGGUGUUUCAAAGAUGGAGUCUGAGAAGAGGCCAGAGGAUGUUGUGACUGUUGAUGUUGAAGUUGCCAAAGAUCUGUUGCAGAAGGGGCAGCUUUAUUUGGAUGUCAGGACUGUUGAAGAGUAUAACAAGGCCCACGUUGAGAAUGCACUCAAUGUUCCUUACAUGUUCUUGACCUCAGAAGGUCGAGUAAAGAAUCCUGACUUUCUAGCACAAGUUACAUCUAUAUUGAAGAAGGAAGAUCAUGUAGUAGUGGCUUGCAACAGUGGUGGUAGAGGACAUCGCGCUUGCAUCGAUCUUCGUAACGCGGGGUAUGAGCAUGUGAAGAACAUGGCAGGAGGCUACUCUGCUUGGGUUGACAGUGGAUUUGCUGGGGACAAACCAGCUGAAGAGCUCAAAAUAGCUUGUAAGUUCCGAGGUUGAGCAUUUCAAGGACAGAAUCUUUGUUGUUUGUCUGUGUUUUUAGUUCCUGUAAGUUUCAUUGUCUGUGCAAAACCAAGAAGUUUCUAAGUUCCUGUUCCAAUGUAAUAUUAAAAGUUUUAUGAUA
Messenger RNA from Cucurbita moschata (crookneck pumpkin), 613 nucleotides. Its product is annotated as protein HIGH ARSENIC CONTENT 1, mitochondrial. The record is from RefSeq and is a predicted model, not a curated record. Gene Ontology annotation, molecular function: catalytic activity. The transcript is spliced from 6 exons. The coding region runs from base 82 to 489 and encodes 135 amino acids. NCBI's taxonomy places the organism in Eukaryota, Viridiplantae, Streptophyta, Magnoliopsida, Cucurbitales, Cucurbitaceae.